CGACGUUUGUUUUUUUUUACCUGAGUAUUAGAGAUCUAUCCCAGGAUGUCUUCCAAAGAUAUAAUUAGGAAAAAUAAAACCAAACUUCAGGAUAUUCUUUGUGGAAACUACAAACUUAUCCUGGACAAGGUUUAUGAGAAGGAACUGAUAACUCAGAGGGAUUACAAAAACCUGAAGAGCAUCAAUAAGGAAAAUUUGAGCGGCCACGUUACAGAGAUGGUGGAUACGAUCAUGGAUAAAUCAGAGAAGGCCUGCAAGGACUUCCUGUACCUCCUGCAAACUGAUCAGGCUGUUAAAGAAACUUUUCUUGACCUGGAGAACCUCCAACUUAGAGGCACCAGGGUUUUACCAGCGCCAGUCCAAACCACCUCACCUGAUGAAGGGAACAUGGAGCCAGAGUGCAAAAGGCAGAAGAAGGACUUUUAUAAAAUAAACAGCGAGCCUGUUGGUUGCUGCCUGAUCAUAAACAACGAGAAAUUCCCGAGCCUAUCUGUUGAGAACGGAAAACUGAGAAGAGGAACAGACAAAGAUGCUGAAAGCCUGGCAAAGGUGUUCAGCUGGCUGGGCUUCAGAGUGCUGAUGUGUAAAGACCAAACUAAGGACAGGAUGGAUCAGACACUGCAGUGCUUUGCUUCUCCUGGUGAUGCCAUCCAGGUGCAGGACCUGGUCAUCAAAGAAUGGUCUGAGAACCGCUUCACUGACCUUCAGCAGCUCCCUCACCAUGGCGACGUAUUUGUUUGCUGCAUUCUGACCCACGGAGCUCAGGGUGUAGUUCUGGGUACAGACUUAGAGCCUCUUGAGAUUAAAGAAAUUAAACAUUUUUUUGGGGCCACUGAUCAGUCGCCCCUCACCGGCAAACCCAAAGUGUUCCUGAUCCAGGCCUGCCAGGGACCUAACAUGCAACAGAGAGUGUUGCUGAAUGAUCUGGAGGAGGACAGUUCCACCUCCAUCCCUGAGGCAGCAGAUAUUCUGGUUGCUCUAUCCACUGUUGAAGAUUAUGUAUCUCUUAGGGAUGAAGACGAAGGAAGCUGGUUUAUCCAGUCUGUGUGUGAGCAGCUGUUGGAGCAAUGCCCCGGGGGUGAGGACAUAAUCUCCAUUCUCCACCAUGUAAAUGACCAAGUGUGCAAGAAAGAGGGCUCUAUAUAUAACAAGAAGCAUAAUACAUAUAUUCGAGCAAAACAGGCACCUGAGCUGCACUCCACUCUGAGGAAGAAACUGGUUCUUUUGCCAAAAUCCACAUAGAGAGCCACAACUUCUGCAGACAGUUCUGGCUUUUGUUCCUUUUAACCCUGAAAAUGUUUGACAGAAAUAUUAUCC
Messenger RNA from Cyprinodon variegatus (sheepshead minnow), 1317 nucleotides. Its product is annotated as caspase-8-like. The record is from RefSeq and is a predicted model, not a curated record. NCBI's taxonomy places the organism in Eukaryota, Metazoa, Chordata, Actinopteri, Cyprinodontiformes, Cyprinodontidae. Gene Ontology annotation, molecular function: cysteine-type endopeptidase activity. Bases 46 to 1242 code for a protein of 398 amino acids. The transcript is spliced from 5 exons. Gene Ontology annotation, biological process: proteolysis; regulation of apoptotic process.